Podospora pseudopauciseta is the source of this 2583-nucleotide messenger RNA. RefSeq lists its product as uncharacterized. Bases 625 to 2583 code for a protein of 652 amino acids. Gene Ontology annotation, molecular function: serine-type endopeptidase activity. Gene Ontology annotation, biological process: proteolysis. The record is from RefSeq and is a predicted model, not a curated record. The transcript has 4 exons. NCBI's taxonomy places the organism in Eukaryota, Fungi, Ascomycota, Sordariomycetes, Sordariales, Podosporaceae.
AACCCCAUACAUGCAGGGGCGUCGACUGCGCCAUUCAGCUCAGUGAUGGGAUGAGCCCUACAUAGUUAGGAAGAUCACCUCCCUUUUCUCCUCUCAAGAUACUCUAUCGACAUUACAAUCAAGCCGCCUUACACGAAGAUGGAAUGCGAAGCGUCGACUGCGGCAACACGCAACCAAUGGAGACAUUCUGUGCUCCGACUUCAACACGAAGGACCUUGAGAUUUUCAGUACCGGGCUUGAAGACGUACGCAACGAACUGUUUCGAGUGCUGUUGGGCCAGCAUAUGUCUGAAGAUAGAUCUACUACAUGGGACCCCAGCGGAUCCGAAAUGACACUGGACAAGCUUAACAAUUUGGAGUCUGCCCUGACAUCGACAUGGAGGGAUUAUCACUUACGACCACACAAACGCAACCGGGUGACUCUUGGGAAUGUCACGUCCGUCAACCUGCGCUUGGACGGCACAUGGAGUUGCGAUGCAAAAGGAGCCGACUCCUUUGUUAUGAGGUUUCCUGCCGUCAAGUACGCCAAGGGACCCGAUCGCCUGCAAGAAGCAAUAGUCAAUGUUACACAGAGAGGUGAGCGAGAGGUAUUUUUGUCUAGCCGAUCAACAUCACCACGGCCUCCAUGAUUGGGAUUUGUUCUAACGGUGUCUAUUCAAGCCACAUCUCGCGUUCAAAAUGGACCAAUCCCUGUCAGCUAGAACCGCUGCAAGGCAAACGCUAUCAAAUGGCCCUCCACAACGACGGACAGAUCGGCAUGGAACGCGGUGUUCUCAGGUACGAGGACGUCAACGACCAUACAGCAGAUGCUGAGUUUCCUUUUAGCGAAGUGCUUAAACACGAACUGCACUAUCGCGAAAGAAUUGUUCUUUGCUUGCGGCUAGUUCGUUCGCUGCUUGAUCUUCACAACACUACCUGGCUGCGGGGUGACUGGGGUGUUGAAGACAUCUGGGUGUACGGCAAAUCGAGCUCCUCGGAACUGCAGCUACGCCAGCCAUAUCUCAGGCUGGCUCUCCCGAGCAACCAAAGUGACUCGCCCGUGGACAGUCAGCCGUCGACUACGAGCGACUUCUUUGGCGAUAUGCAUCGCUUUCCCCACGCCCUUAGCCUGGGUGUUGUUCUUAUGCAAAUACUGCUUAGCGAUCGCCUGCAGAUCGUUGCUCCGCUCGAAGAUUAUCGGAACGAGAGACGGAGACAUUUAUCAGAGCAUAUCCGGAAUGACGUCAACCUCAAGGUGGUUCAGGCUGAAAGGUUGUUGAAAGAGUGUCAAAAGAGGCUCUCGGCUAGAUCUCCGCUGAUCAAGGCUAUAAGCGGCUGCACAAAACCAAACCUGUUUGGGCCAAACGAGAACGGGAGAGGGGCAGACAAACCUCUUCUAGGGGACUCGGUUGGGCUGUUCGAAAACGACACAAAACGGUCCUACUCGGAAUUUUCAAGGGAGCCGUCCGCUAUGGGCGAGUCGUCGGCGAGCGCUACACAGGGUGCAAGUGUUUCAACUUUGACAUGGAAUGAGAGCCUCGUCGAGCUAACAGAAAAGAACAUUGAACCGUUAAGGCUUACCACCCAGAGCCUCUCCAGAAUGAACGGAAGAUCAGAGGAAGGGGGCUGUAGACCGGACGACAUGUGGAAUAACCUUGUCUCCGUGGCAAUUCUGGAUACCGGUUGCGAAUUUAGUUUAGAUAAGCUCAAGGAUCUCAUCGUUGGGAAUAAUACCGGCGACAUUCCCUUUCCAAAAAGAGUCGGAUGGAAGGAUUUCGGGGACGAGUCACGCCGUCCCAGUGAUCCCAUGGUGGAUGAAUCUGAAAGCCGCCAUGGAACCAUCAUGGCCCGACUGUUCUUGGGAGCUAUGGGAAUGUCCAAAGUCUACAUACCACGCGUUAUGAAAGGCACUAGUGAUGAUAGGGGUGCUGCUGAGAGACUUGCUGCUGCCGUCGAAUGGGCUAUAAACGAAUGUAAUGUCGAUAUCAUCAGUAUUUCUCUCCGCCUUAACAAGCCUUCGGAGGAGGUGCGUAAGAGGUUCCAUGAAACGAGCGGUAAAGCCUUGAUCUUUGCCUCGGGUAGAAAUAUGAACCAAGGGACCUACCAAGAAACCAAUCGCCUUCCCGGCAACGUCAGAGAACACCCGCAUCCGGAGUUGCGGAACUUCCAAGUCAUCGGACAGGAUUUCAACGUCCCCAACCCUGCAGACGGGACUCCCCUGAUCUUCCAAGGCACGUCCUGUGCAACCCCGACCGCAGCCGGGAUGGCCGCCUUUGUUAUCGACUUUACUCGAGCCUAUGGAAUAGAGUGGGCCAAACGUCGGGAAACUGGCGAGAAAGACGAGGUUGACGACAUCCGAAAAACAUUGGUGGAUGAGAAGCAGAGACUCAAGUGCGACCGGAUCAUGAUGAAAGUGUUGCUGUCGUACAUUACGAGACGUGACCGGGCUCAUAAAAACCUGAAGGGAAAGUACAUCAGGCUCAACCCCGAGCUCUUGUUCGAAUGCGCCGAGGACCCGGGAAAGUGGCAGCGAUCAGCGCUGUUGAGAAUUGCUGAGGCUUUGAAGGACAAGAAUGGUAUUCGGACGUCUAGGCGGAGCGCUUGA